Molecule: messenger RNA, 2318 nt
Organism: Umbelopsis ramanniana AG
Lineage: Eukaryota; Fungi; Mucoromycota; Umbelopsidomycetes; Umbelopsidales; Umbelopsidaceae
Exons: 7
Coding region: 46-2139 (697 amino acids)
Biological process (GO): mRNA processing
Cellular component (GO): nucleus
Molecular function (GO): metal ion binding; RNA binding
Source: RefSeq, a predicted model, not a curated record
ACCGCAGUGUCACUUGCACUCCAUUCAGGCCAUUUUUACAUAACUAUGCUGUUCGCUGAAGCACGUUCAGAAGAUCUGAAGAAGUUUUUAACACAAGAGCUGGCGCCAAUUUGCGAUGCCGAUCCCGAUGUGUUAGCGCAGUAUGUUCUCGCUCUCCUCAAGAAUAACAAACCUACCAGCGAGCUUAAGGAUUCAGUUACCGAACAGUUAGAAGACUUUUUAAAAGAUCAAACUUUAUCGUUUGUCACAAAGCUAUUUAAUGUUCUCGAAAGCGGCCGUUUUAUGGAAGGAACUGCUGGUUCAACUGCUGCCGUGACCGAUAACGGAUCUCAAGCUCCAGUACCCAGAGAUUCAGAUCAAGGACAUUCCGAUUCGCGCCGAUCUCGACAUCAUGAGAGUUCUGAGGACGAAGACGACGAUGACCGCAAUUUCAAGCACAGAAGACAGCGCUCCGAGCCCAGAGAUGAUGAGUACCGACCUGGCGACAAGCGUCGACAUGAUGAAAGCGAGAGCAAUCAAAUCAACAAAUACAUGCGGGAUAGUCAGGGUGUUGGACGCAUGAACAACGGUAUGCCCCAAGACGGCCGUGGUAGAGGUCGUGGAGGAGCUAGAGGGCGCGGUGGUCGUGUGAGACCGCUGUGUCGCGAUUAUAAUGAACGGGGUUACUGUAUGCGAGGAGACCUCUGUCCAUAUGAUCAUGGCACUGAUCGAAUCAUUGUUAAUGAUCGCGCGCUUAAGACCCCAUUCCCGGGCAAUGCCCCCGGUCCCAUACCUCCCAACAUUGGACGUCCACAGUUUUACCCUGCUCCUAAUAACUUUGCUGGUCCAUCGUCCGGUGAAUCAUAUGAUCCUGAGAACUCAGGAAUGCCCGGCCCAAGUCCAGAUAUGAACAUGCCGCCAAUGGAUGGUAUGCCACCAUAUGCAGGUCAACGUGGAGGUGGUAGAGGCGGUCGAGGCACCAGAGGACGUGGACGCGGUGGUUUUGCAGCGAGUGGUGGACGAUCUCAUCAAAACCGACACAAUUCGACUAUCAUUGUUGAGAACAUACCCACCGAAAACUGUGUUAUUGACAAGGUUAAUGAGUACUUUAAGCAAUUUGGCACCAUCACCAAUAUUUCACUUCAACCUGAAGCCUCCAAAGCUGUCAUUUCAUUCAGUAGUCAUCAGGAAGCAGAUGCAGCAUAUAGCUCACCGGAGGUCAUCUUCAAUAAUCGGUUUGUUAAAGUCUACUGGCAAAAGGCUGAAACCAAGGAACAGGAUGCCGUGACGCCUCCUCCCACUAAGCCUCUGACACCAAAAACAUAUGAACCUAGCCCAGAAGUGAUUGCUGCCAAAGCCGCGGAAUUUGCAAAGUUAAAGGAAGUCAAACAGAAGCAGCAGCAAGCUCGCUUGCAGACCAUGCUCGAGCUCCAAAAAUCGAAAGAACAGCUCAUACAACGACAAAUCCAAGAACAAAAGGUUUUGUUGGAGAAACUUGAGAAGGCGAAAACGCCAGAAGAGCGCAGUGAGAUCAUGACCGCUCUGAAUAACAUCACCGCUUCAUCGUCUGCACCAGCACCAGCACCAGCAGCACCAACUGUGACUGAAACUGCACCUAGUGAGCAACCAGAAACAGACGAUGCGAAGAAAGCGGAAUCAGCAGAUGAAUUGAAAGCCAAAUUAGCUCGAUUGGAAGCUGAAGCUGCUGCUCUUGGCAUUCAUGGAGCCGCAGGUAGAGGUCGUGGUAGAGGCCGUGGUGGCUUUUAUGCUAGCCGCGGUCGUGGAGGCUGGCAGCCACGCGGCGCUCCAGGUGGCAUUCAAAAAUCCUAUCGAUUGGAUAAUCGAACGACAAAGCUAUUGGUCAAAAACCAUCCUCAAGAGGAUAAGGAUAAACUUCGUCAACACUUUGAGCAAUUUGGUCAGUUAGAGGCCGUAUCAUAUAAGGACGAUGUAGAGUCCAUCAUCGUACAAUUCAAAAAUCGUCGUGAAGCGGAAGUUGCACUUGCCCGUGGCGCAAAUACGCUGCAAGGAAAACCAUUAGAGAUGGCAUGGUACAAUGAGGCACCUUCAGAAAACCGUGAAUCAUCUGCGCCUCCAGCCAACGACUCACCACAAAACGCUUCUCCUGCUACCACGGAGCAAGGUGUCGCUGCAGAAUGAUCGAGCGUUUUAUGUACAUAUGAAUGUGUUUCUUGAUAGUUGAUUUUGUUGGCGCAACUUAGCUUACAAUAAGCGCUCAUUAAUCAUAGCAAUUUUACGUUUAACACACUUGUGGUUCUCUCAUUAAAGUAAAAGAAACCGAAAACCUUACAAGACAUACGAGAAUUUUUUACACCCUA